This is a messenger RNA of Helicoverpa armigera (cotton bollworm), 1208 nucleotides long. Its product is annotated as pancreatic lipase-related protein 2. Gene Ontology annotation, molecular function: lipase activity. The coding region runs from base 115 to 1122 and encodes 335 amino acids. Lineage: Eukaryota; Metazoa; Arthropoda; Insecta; Lepidoptera; Noctuidae. The record is from RefSeq and is a predicted model, not a curated record. Gene Ontology annotation, biological process: lipid catabolic process. The transcript has 8 exons.
UAUCUAAUAUUAUAUCUAUAUAAUCUUAUGAUUAUUUGAAAUAAUCUUUAUUUUUACUUUAUUUAAGGAAUACUGCAGUUUUUAGAAAGUCAUUUUUGAGUUGUUUUUUUGAAGAUGAAGAUCGUGCUAUUAGUUUUUGGUCUUGCUGUAGUUGCAGGUGUGCCCUGCAAAAACAAGAACCUAGAACCCAAGUUAGACGAUGGGAUCCGUUACCAGUACGUCCAAGGUGGUGACGGCAAGCUUCACCUGGUAGACCUGUGGAACUUGAAGGAUGAUAUCAGCCCCGCAGUCAGAUACAACCCCGAUGCCGUCAACACUUACCAUCUGUUCACUAGAGACAACCCUUCAAUCAGCCAGCCUCUUCUUCUGAACAACGACGGCUGGCUAACCAGCACCAACUACAACUCUUCUAGAAGAACCAUACUCCUCAUACACGGCUGGCUGGACACUGUUACUGCUGACUUCAAUACUGUUUUAGUGCCUGCAUUCCUGGAGAAAGAAGACUUGAAUGUGAUCGUGGUGGACUGGAGUCAUGGAGCAGGCACCAUCAACUACCCCAUAGCUGUCAUCAACACGCCUGUCUCUGGAGAAGCAGUAGCCAGGUUCGUGACCUGGUUGAACAAAGCCAGCGGCUCCGAUCUGAAGAACUACCACAUCGUGGGACAUGGGCUCGGCGCUCACCAGGCUGGUAUUGUGGGGAGAAGACUCGGAGGUGGCGUUGCGUAUAUCACUGCUCUAGACGCGGCUUUCGCCGGCUGGUUAACCCACGACGACAGAUUCAAGGCGACAGACGCGGUGUAUACGGAAGUUAUUCACACGAAUGCUGGUCUACUGGGCUUCCUAGCGCCGCUGGGGGACGUGGACUUCUACCCCAACGGAGGCGUCGACAUGCCGGGCUGUAUCAGCCAGGAGUGCGAUCAUAAUAGAUCAUUCUUCUACAUGGCGGAAUCAGUCAGGACAGGCGGGUUCGCGGGCACCAGGUGUUCCACCUUCGUGUCAGCUAUGGCGGGACAAUGCUUCCUAUGGGGCAGCCUCAAUAUGGGCGGAGUUACUCCUAAGACUGGGCAAACUGGAAUAUACUAUCUCCGGACAAACGCCUUCCCGCCAUUCUCAAGAGGUUGAAAAAAUUUAGAAAAUAUUUUUUUUAUGUUUUAUUUUUAAUUAUUUUUUUUUUCUUAUUAUUUGAAUAAAAUGUGUUUUAUUUAUAA